AGAUCCCACAUUUCAGGUAAAAACAUCGUCUGGGCUCUUUGCCAUUUUAGCGAAUGUGGAAAGUGGGAGGAGCUCUUCUCAGACCUUAAGACUAUUGCUUUAGUGGAAUGCUUCUCGUAAAUGUAUAAGUGAGGAAAGAAACUCCAUUCGUAUCUAUCUACUACCCUAAGCCGUUUAUGCAUUUUCUGUCCAUCAGAAGAUCAACACCUGUUUCUGGAGGAUUCCAUUGAUUUAAGGGAUUAGAUGGAUGAUGGACCAUGUGGGAUUCAGUAGAUGACAAGAACACAAAGGAAUCCACCUAACAGAGACAACCCACAUGUUGCAGGAAAUACAUAUAAUAAUAUCACAAGAAACGGAAAAAGAAGCAGACAGAGACACCUCUUCUUGAAUUUAACGCCUUACAUUGUGGUAUCUUCCAUCUUCUUUACUGCCUCAUGGUGAAAUCCAGUGCAUAUAUGAUUAUUUAUCUGAGGCGAAGAUUCCUUACUUCAUCUUGAUGCGACUACUACUGGUCCAACUUUCAUUGGAUCGGUUGAUUUGAGGCCGUUGUUCUUACAUUUUGGUGUCCCACCUGUUCUUUUAGUACUGUUUUCCUUUUUGUUUCUGGCAAUCAGAAAACAUAAAGGCAAUCAGUCAUCCUUCUCAAUAACAUACAAAGAUUUGGUUUUCAAGAGAAUCUUCUAUAGAAAGCUAGACGUUUACUUCUGUCUUAUUAAGGAGAAGUACUGGUUCUUUCAUUUAUAUCUUGGCUGGUUUGGGAAUUGCAUCCAAAUUUCUUGCAGUGGGUGUCAGCCUGGAGCUGCAGAAAAGUGAGUUGAUGUUAGAGAUUGUAGGAUCUUACUCCAAAAAGCCAGAAAAGGUCCUUGCGACUCUCUAACUUGAAAGUUGUUUCCUUUUUUUGAAUCUGAGCUGGUUUUGGAAUUUUGGUGUCAAGAUUUGGAAUUUGAAUCUGUAGUAAGAUUCAGGUUUAGUGGGGGAGGGAACAAGUUGGAAGCUUUUGCUAGUUUUGUCAAAGGUGUCACUAAAGUACUAACUAUCAGAAAACAUUUUCAGCCAGAAGCUUGGUGAUGUAUCUUCAGAUUUUCAACAACCCAUCUCAUGGCUUAGCUCAUUUAUGCUACUCUAGUCGGGUUUCGUGUAGGGUAAGACUGAGUCGUGUCCUUGCCAUGCCACCGUCUUCAGUCCUCUUGCAUAUGGACGAAAGCAAUGAUCUUCCCAAGCCCAAGAAGGGUUUUUGUCUGAGUGAAGAUUCGAGAAACAGUUUAAACAGUCUUCCUGCAGAUUCUUUGCUUAGGCAGGCCAACACAGUGGGGAUUAUCGGAGGCGUUUCAACUGAUUCCACUCUGAAAUUUGUGAAGAAACUCGUGGAUUGGAGCUCAAAUGAUGGUAAAAGCUCGUUACCUUUUGUGCUUUGCUCGGAUCCUGCUCUCAACAAGGAGCUUCUCUUAUACGAGGAAAACUCGUAUCCUUCUCUUUACCAUAGAGAAGAGAGUACUCCGGUUGAUCCAAAGCUAAUUGUGGAAAAUCUAAGGAAUAAGAGGAGAUAUCUUGAGAGGUGUGGAGCUAAAUUAAUCUUAAUGCCCUGUCAUAUUGCACAUAUAUGGUAUGAAGAGGUAUGUGAAGGGAGUUUAGUUCCUCUGCUUCACAUGGGUGAAUGCAUUGCUAAAGAACUGCAAGAGGCAAAAAUGAAGCCCCUUGAAGCUGGGAAUCCUCUGCGUGUAGGUGUGAUGGCCACUAGCGCCACGUUAUCAGCAGGGUUCUACCAGGAGAAACUCCAAAGCAAUGGAUUUGAGGCUGUGCUUCCAGACAAGGCAACAAUGGAGCACACGGUGAUCCCAUCCAUAGAAGCAAUGAAGAGAAAAGACAUGGAAGGAGCACGGAACCUUCUGAGGAUAGCGUUGCAGGUACUGCUAGUGCAGGCGGUAAACGUGGUGAUGCUCGGGUCAGAUGAGAUGCGGGACCUCUUGCCUGGGGAUGAUCCUCUGCUAAAGAAGUGUGUUGAUCCAAUGGAUGCACUAGCAAGGUCUGCCAUCAAAUGGGCAGAGAAUAGAUGCUCUUAAGGGAGUUUGUGUGUGUGUAUAUUUGUGAAUAGAAAUAUAGCUCGGCUGGGAUGAAAUUAUCAAGUGUAAACCAGUGUUUGAUAGAAAACUCAAAACCAAAGUCUCAACAUGUAUUGGUCAAAACAAGUGUGAACAUCUCCAAAGCCAAAAAAGUCUGAACAUGUGUUGGCUUGGAUGCAAUGUGUAAUAUCCCUUAUUAUUAAUACAGACAAUUAUUAGUGGAAUAAAAAGAUGAAUCUUGAGAAA
This is a messenger RNA of Arabidopsis thaliana (thale cress), 2306 nucleotides long. RefSeq names its product aspartate-glutamate racemase family. Lineage: Eukaryota; Viridiplantae; Streptophyta; Magnoliopsida; Brassicales; Brassicaceae. The coding region runs from base 1068 to 2060 and encodes 330 amino acids. The transcript has 3 exons. The record is from RefSeq and is marked reviewed. Gene Ontology annotation, molecular function: racemase and epimerase activity, acting on amino acids and derivatives; amino-acid racemase activity.